Molecule: messenger RNA, 412 nt
Organism: Daldinia caldariorum
Lineage: Eukaryota; Fungi; Ascomycota; Sordariomycetes; Xylariales; Hypoxylaceae
Exons: 1
Coding region: 143-370 (75 amino acids)
Source: RefSeq, a predicted model, not a curated record
AAAUAGGAAGAAGCAUAUCUAAUAUUCUACUUACAAAGCGAUUAGCAAUUGCUGAGAAUCAGAGUAUUAUUAACUUCGAAUACAUGCGACGGAAUACCCUAAUCCGUCCGGUCUUGAAGGCUUGGAAACCUAACUUGGCGGAAUGAACUCGGAACCUGUCUUGCACUUCCCUAUCGCCUUUUUUUUUACCUUGCCGCUUUUCCCCAGAUGUAUUAGUUCAUGCUUAUUAUAUCAUAAAAUACACACCCGUAAGACCUAUUCGUAUAAGAAGGGAUGUACAUGUAAAGAAGUAAAAAUGUAUAGACCUCAUCAUAGCCGUAAGAUAUAUAUCUCAUCCGUAUCUCAUAAAAAUAUGAUUAUUUGUCAUUGAGAAAAUUUAGCCUACCAUGUUUUUUUUAAUAGGUAAUUGAAC